This is a messenger RNA of Brugia malayi, 504 nucleotides long. RefSeq lists its product as uncharacterized. The coding region runs from base 1 to 504 and encodes 167 amino acids. NCBI's taxonomy places the organism in Eukaryota, Metazoa, Nematoda, Chromadorea, Rhabditida, Onchocercidae. Gene Ontology annotation, biological process: regulation of transcription by RNA polymerase II; anatomical structure morphogenesis. Gene Ontology annotation, molecular function: RNA polymerase II cis-regulatory region sequence-specific DNA binding; DNA-binding transcription factor activity, RNA polymerase II-specific. The record is from RefSeq and is a predicted model, not a curated record. Gene Ontology annotation, cellular component: nucleus. The transcript has 4 exons.
AUGAAGAUCGAACCGUUGGAACUUACUUUCUUUCCUUACGACUUUUUAUCAACAACAACAAUAACAACGAUAACAGCAACAACAACAACAACAACUACUACCACUACUACUGCAGCAGCAAACUGUAGUGCUAUAAUCGAGAAAAGUUACCAUUCAAAAGAUGACGCAAAGAACAGCAAACUACCUCGUAGACGAACUGCAUUCACUGAUCAACAAUUGUCACUGCUCGAAAAUGCAUUUCAAAAGUGUCAGUAUCCAAAAAUGGAUGUAAGGAUGAAGUUAGCUUCGGAAGUGCAAUUACCAGAAAAGCGCAUUCAGGUCUGGUUCAAAAAUCGGCGAGCAAAAUAUCGAAAAAGAUUGCGAAAUAUUGCUGGUCCGGAAAUUGCAUAUGAUACUUCCGUCUCUAAAUUCAAUGCCGUAAUUACAUGGAAACCGAAUGUUGCACUUGUUUUUGUGACAUCUUCCCAAGAAGCCAUGGCAUGCAGAAAUACAUUUCUAAUAUAA